Messenger RNA from Kwoniella shivajii, 402 nucleotides. RefSeq lists its product as uncharacterized. The coding region runs from base 1 to 402 and encodes 133 amino acids. The transcript has 3 exons. Lineage: Eukaryota; Fungi; Basidiomycota; Tremellomycetes; Tremellales; Cryptococcaceae. The record is from RefSeq and is a predicted model, not a curated record.
AUGCUCUUCAAUUUUUCCACUUUCUUAUUCACUUUGGUGUUACUACCAUUCACGUUUGCUCAAUUUGGUGGAUUCUUUCAAGGUGGUUUCCCAUUUGGUGGACAUGGACCACCCCAUCAUCAAGAUCAACAACAGCAAGGUAUCAGGAGAGAACAUAGGGGCUGGAAUGAGAUGGAUAAUGUACACUGUAGAGCAGGUUACGUUUGUCCUUCUUCAUUAGCUUGUGUGCCUACUCCAGCAGAUUGUCCAUGUCCAUAUCCAGAGGAUAUCAAAUGCGUUAUACCUGAUAAGAGAGAAAGGGAUGAAGGUGAAGGUCCACCUUUUGUAUGUAUAAGAUCCGUCGGUGCUGGUGGUAUUAGUGGAAAUUGUGAUCAAGUGGUAGAAUUCGCUAAACCUAUAUGA